AUGCGCAGACGUGCAUGCGCUGAGAGUAAAGGAUGGGAGUGUGAGGUUGGAGUGGGCGGUGUGAGUGUGAGGUUGGAGUGGGCGGAGGGCAGUAAGAGUGGACACUGCGAGUAUGAGGUUGGAGUGGGCAAUGAGCGUGUGAGGUUGGAGUGGGGGAUGGAAAUGGGCGGAACACUCAAGACUCAUUCAGCUCUCAGAGUUCCAGUUAUUUCAAAUGACUCCGACGUCUUCACGCCCCUCGGGCGGGGCGCCACUCCCUCCGCGUGGAGCAGCAUCGGCCUAUCAGGCUACGAGCCCCUCGUCCGUUUUUGUCUCUCUGCGCCUACGCCGAGAACAGGGGCAGUGCUCGUUGCUGUUGGAAAUGGGAGAUGUGCAGGUUCUGAAACUUUGCUGCGCUGCCAAUCAACUGUUUUGUUGUAUCUACGGGCUCGGGUUAGAUGA
Molecule: messenger RNA, 441 nt
Organism: Gryllus bimaculatus (two-spotted cricket)
Lineage: Eukaryota; Metazoa; Arthropoda; Insecta; Orthoptera; Gryllidae
Source: the annotation of a GenBank genome assembly